CAUUCAGUCUCGUCUGUGAUGCGGCCGCGGGUGGCGUUCAAAGUGUUCGUGGCCUGACAGUAGGUGCCUACAAAUACACAUAUGUACAUAUAUAUAAAUAAUAAAAAUUAUAAAUUUAAAAAACAAUGACAAAGUUAAUUCAAAUGGUUUUUAAGAAAUGAACGCUGCUGUGUUUAAAAAGUAACCGGACAAUUUAUAAAUAAAGUGUUCACGCAUAAGAUCAUAAGCGUUGUAAUAUUUCCUAAUAAACUGCAAUUUGUGCGCUUAAAUAAUUCUACGAAGGGCACGUCGCCAAUGCAUAUUCUGUUAGAACGCCGUGUGAGAAUUAAGCAAAGUGAAAACCUAACAAUUAACAGAGUAUAAAUAAAAGCAAAACGCAAUGAAUUUCGCUGCCCACUGCACGUGUAAUUGCAAAUCACAAUAACAAAGUGAAGGUAAUUUCAAUAUUAAUUAAUAUGCGCUACCUCCUCUGGGCGCCAAAGCAAAUUAAGAACUAUGACGACGAUAUCAGUGAGCUCAACAGAGUCAACGGCUGAGGAAACGGAAUGUUUACUUGGAAAUGGUACGAAAACCUGGGGCAACACAAAUAUGGAUACAACACAAUCGAAAACUUCACAAAAAGCUGAUAUCAUCAGAUCACUGGGGAACCAUAAGAUAAACAAACAGACAGAAUCACAAUCAUGUGCGGGGCAGCAGAUAUUGAAAACUGCGGUAACAUCUUGUUGGCAAAAGUCAAUGCAACGUCUCACAAACACCAACAAAGCAGGCAGUCCGCCGGCCAAUUACUGCAAUUGGUCGUAUCGGAUGCUACGCCGAAAGCAACUGUUGUUGUUACUCGCUCUGUUGAUCUUCAUUGUUUAUUUGAGUAGCUCGAUGAGCAAUAAUGAUUAUGCCGAUGAACGCAUUCCCGUCCUGCACUAUUCUCACGUGCCUGGGAUGAAGGUCUCCACCAACUCGACACUGUAUCCAGCCAGCACGCUGCGGUCUAACAAAAGUGUUGAUGCAAAGCCUUUGCAGACACCACCGACCGAUACUGAGCUACCAUUGCCAGCGACCCCAACACCGACUCCCGAACUUAUUGAGGCAUCAACCUUUGACCAAACAACACAUACCGCAGAAUCUUUUAACGAUUCGAAUUCUGAAAAUCCUUUCACUAAUGACACAUAUAAAAUAAUGCGACCACCCACAGGUUAUCUUGUCUGGAGUGAAUCCUGUCGAAUACCGGACGUGGAUGUGCAUGCGCCGGACAUGAUGCAACAUUUCAAACGUGAGAAAUACAAGCCCUGUUCAAAUAAAAAGCCGCUCACGACAGUUGUUUACAACGCAACAUCACGGGAGUACGUGCUGCAGAUUGAAGAGAGUGAAAUCAAAUCAUUUAGUAAAUCUGGACGCAUCCAUUGCUGUUAUCAGUCCAUAAUGCGCAAUGGAACCGGCAUCAAAGCGGAUGUAGACUAUAAACUUAGUAAAUGUGUUCCUUUUAAGAAAAGUGUUUCUUUAUCGCCUUCUAUCGAAAGCAUUUUAGUACAAUGUGAUUCUAAUAAGCGAAAUGUGUAUAAGAAUGGGCAUCCAUUGAUAAACGACAAGCCCAAAGUGCGGGAGCGUUUAAAAGCUUGGAAAACGAAAGAUGCUGAACAUGGUCGACAAAAACCGCCCAGCAUUCUAAUGAUCGGCAUCGAUAGUAUAUCUCGUGUAAAUUUAAUAAGAGCCAUGCCGAAGACAGCCCAACACCUAUACGACAACGAUUGGUUCGAAUUAAGUGGCUACAAUAAGAUAGACGACAAUACAUUCCCGAAUUUUAUGGCUGUACUUGCUGGUUACAAUAAAAACAAUACCAUUACGAAAUGCCCUCCAACUGUUUUGGGUGCCUUAGAUAACUGCAGCUUGAUCUGGAAUACAUUUCGCGAACACGGCUAUGUGACAGGUUAUGGCGAAGAUGCAGCAGAAAUUAGUACAUUCAACUACUAUAAAGUGGGAUUUACGAAACCGCCCGCAGACUAUUACUUACGUCCAUUCCAACUGGCUGCGGAACAUCAUUUGCAUAAAACCUACAAAUCUGGCCUCACCUUUUGCCUUGGCUAUCAGCAGUCGGCACAAUUCACUUUGGAUUACGCCAUUGAAUUUGCCACACGUUUCAAAGACGACCCACUAUUCGCUUUAUUUUGGGCCAAUUCUUUCAGUCACAACAACUUAAGUGACUGCUCGUCAAUGGAUGUCGUAAUACUCGACUAUUUGGAACGCUUAACGAAGUUAGGCAUACUGGAACGCAUGGUUGUUGUAUUCUUUAGUGACCACGGCCUGCGCUUCGGGCCUGCACGCACAACCGCAUCCGGACAUAUGGAGGAACGACUGCCAUUUAUCUUUAUUUGGUUGCCACAAUAUCUGAAACAAAAGUACCCCAGUUUUGUAAAUGCCUUAAGUGCGAAUAAGAAUCGUCUAACCACACCGUAUGAUUUGCAUAUGACCCUCAAGCAUUUGCUGAGCAUGUCUGAACGUGUUGAAGAUAAAUCCAAGUUUCUAACUUUGGCAGAAGGCUGCCAGAAUUGCCAAACGCUUUUAGAACCAGUGCCUUUGGAUCGUUCGUGUAACGAUGCAGAGAUCGCCGAACACUGGUGCACUUGUAUACCCUAUAAUAAGGUGUAUAAAAACUUGAACAUCAUACAAAAACUAGCCAAUUCUACGGUUAAUUACAUAAACGAACUAGUUCGUAACUUUCGAAAUGGCACAUUCGCAUCUCAAUGCCGCACUCUGCAGCUCAGCAGUGUCGUUAGUGCACACCGCUCUUAUGACGCUUUUAGACCGAAAGAUGCCAACGGCACUGCAUUGGACGUGUAUCGUCUUCACUUUGUUACAAAACCGAAUAGUGCCGAUUUUGAGGUGACGCUGCGCUACAAUCCAGAUACUGAAGCUAUCCACAUCACAGGUGAAAUAAGCCGCCUAGACUCAUAUUACAAAGAUUCGCAUUGCAUAUUGGACAGCUUCGUGAAGAAGUAUUGCUCCUGUGUCUAGCGCAAAACGACGUCGUCGACGGCAAAAAACAGCACAACGAACAAAGCGCACUGAUCAAUGUGGACCGCCUUCCAGCGUGGAGGGUAAAUAUCUCGUUUAAUAUGUAAUUUAUUUUGUACAUUAAUUAAGAAUAUAACAUUUUCGCACAGGAGCUAAUUGAUCAAUUAACUUUUGCUCGAUAAAAGCGCUGAUUUAGAUCGAUUUA
Messenger RNA from Zeugodacus cucurbitae (melon fly), 3211 nucleotides. RefSeq lists its product as uncharacterized. NCBI's taxonomy places the organism in Eukaryota, Metazoa, Arthropoda, Insecta, Diptera, Tephritidae. The transcript is spliced from 6 exons. Bases 496 to 3006 code for a protein of 836 amino acids. The record is from RefSeq and is a predicted model, not a curated record.